Molecule: messenger RNA, 1368 nt
Organism: Funneliformis geosporum
Lineage: Eukaryota; Fungi; Glomeromycota; Glomeromycetes; Glomerales; Glomeraceae
Source: the annotation of a GenBank genome assembly
AUGCUUGAUCUUGUUGUAGCAUCCGAUGAAUUACUUAUUGAUUUAAGACCAAACCAAACUAGAAGAUUGUCUCAAAAUUUUUCUCAAUUGCUUGAUGAUGCGGAUGAUUAUGAUGUUAUCAUCAGGGUUGGAGAAAAUCAAGAGAUUAAAGAAUUUUAUGAUAUACUUGAUCUUAUUAUCGCAUCCGAUGAAUUGCUUCUUAAUGAACUGGUCACAUCUGUACAAGAAUAUUUGAUUAAAAAUCAAACUGGAUGGUUACAACAAAACAUUGUUAAGGUUCUUCACAUGGCUUUUCAACUAGAAAGCUGUCAACAACUACAAAAUUAUUGUUUAGAAUCUAUUUGUGACCAUCCUGAACCUUUAUUUAAUUCGCCAGAUUUUCCAACAUUGAAACAAAGUAUCCUGCUUGGUAUAGUUAAAAGAGAAAAUUUAAAAAUCGAAGAAGUUGAAUUAUGGAAUUAUCUUAUUGAAUGGGGGAUAGCUCAAGCUUCGGAAUUGAAAGAAAAGGAUUUGAAUAAUUUAAGUAGUUGGAGUGAAAAUGAUUUUCUGACUCUAAGUAGAAAUUUGAAUCAUUUUAUCGCAUAUAUUAGAUUCUUUGACAUUGCUUCAAAAGAUUUUCAUAGUAAUGUUCGGGCUUUUAGGAAGUUGCUACCUCAAACUCUCUUUGAAGAUAUCGUGUCGUUUCAUAUGUCAAAUACUGAACCCAAACUAAAUAAAUUGGAUCCUCGUUCAAAAAAAGUUCCUAUUGAUUCAAUGAUAAUUAAACCAAAACAUGCGGCUACUCUUAUUAACUGGAUUCAAAGAAAAGAUGCUAAUGCAAGAAUUCCAAUUAAUAAUAAAUAUAAAUUUAACCUUAUUUAUCGUGGAAGUAUGGAUGGCUUUGGUACCAAUGAUAUACGAAGUAAGUGUGAUGGACAUGAAGCAUGCAUUUUAGUUAUAAAAGUUAAAGAAAAUGAUACAAUAAUUGGUGGUUAUAAUCCUAUUGGCUGGAAUUAUAAUAGCAAUACUUUUUUUGUUAAAGGAAGGAAAACAUCACGUAAAGGACAUAGACUUGAUAGAGCCUUUAGUAUUAACAGUAUAAUUGAAGAUUAUUGGGUCAAUACUACCGAAAGUUUCAUUUACUCUUUAGGUGAUGGAAACGAUUUGAAUAAUUUUAAAAUUAGUCGAGUCAUCAAUAAUAAUUAUGCAAUUUAUGAAUCGUAUCAUCAACAUAUACCAAUAAAUUUUGGUUAUAGUGAUUUGGUUAUCAAUGGAAAUGUUGCUGGCACAUGCAAAAAAGCUUAUUAUGAGAGUUGCAUUUUAGAUACCUGUCAUUUUACUAUCGAAGAAAUGGAAGUUUUUGUGUUUCAAGAUGGUGAUGAUGAAUAA